Messenger RNA from Diospyros lotus (date-plum), 1959 nucleotides. RefSeq lists its product as uncharacterized. The coding region runs from base 965 to 1822 and encodes 285 amino acids. The record is from RefSeq and is a predicted model, not a curated record. The transcript is spliced from 2 exons. NCBI's taxonomy places the organism in Eukaryota, Viridiplantae, Streptophyta, Magnoliopsida, Ericales, Ebenaceae.
CGAGGGCUUGUAGAAAUGGGCUGAAGCUUGGUUUAAAAUGUGUGAACUAUGAACCCUACUUACUGCCCCCAACAAUUAUUUUUUUCCCUUUCUGGGUUCUAAGACAAAUCAAUGGUUGGAUGAAUACUACUACAUCAAUCCAAAUCUAGCAACAGAUGGCCUUCGGCAUCAGCUUGCUGGCAAAUGCAUGCAAAUAUGAGAGGGUAUGACGCGGCAGGCCCCUGUAUCAGUAUCGCCCACAAUAAUGCUUCCCUCUUCUUUCUUUUCUUUGUGUGUGAAUUGUGAUGUCCCAUGUGAGCAAGCCUCGAAGAACUCCAAUUCUCAACCAUAAAAUAGUCGAGGCUUUGCCGACUUCCUGCCAAUACCCCCAGUUUUGGUGGUGUUAUCUGUCUGUCACAGAUAGGAUGUGGGUGUAAGAAAUAAAAUUUAUCCAUUCACGUACCCGCAUUGAGAUGAUAAAGUUCGGUCCAAUUAGGCGACAGUUAUAAAGAUAUUAAUGUCACAUCAUUUUGUGAUAUUUUUUCAAUAUAAAAUCUGAUUAAAAGUUGUCAUUUUUUCUUUGAGAAUCAUUGAGGAUUUGCCAGCCCUCAAGAGUCUACUGGCUAGAGGUGUGCCAUGUUCGAGUCUUGGCUUUUGAUUGGCUUUCUUUCUUGGGAAAACAAAAACAGAAACAGAAAUUUAACUAAGCCCAAUUUGGACAAUUAUGUUAUGCAGAUCAAGUUGGGUAAUAUAUCUUGUCGCUUCUGAUAAAGAGAAUGUAUGAAGAUAGAGGCUUCCUGAUGCUUCUGUGAGCUCCAUUCUAAGGGUUUUCUUCUAUCACCUCCAGGUUUAUGAGUUUAUGCCCCAGUGAAAUGGUUCACGCAAUUCAUGGCUGGAUUUUGGCUUUGAGUUCUCUGCGAGUCAUGGGAGUAGUUUUGAAGCGUGAUUAAGAUGGCUACUUAUGUUAUAGCAUAGAGAUAGAAAGAUGAGAUCUUUGAGCACAGUAGGAGUUGGAUUGAGUGUCAUUUUUGGGUGCCUUGCAUUGGCUCUUGUGGCUGAGAUUUACUACUUGCUUUGGUGGAAGAAGAGGAGAAUCACCAACCAGUCCAGAAGAGAGUCCUUCUGUACGUUCUUCUGGAAGAGGAAGCGGGCGCCGCCCUCGACGGCGGCCAUUGCCGCCGCCCAGGAGCUAUGUUCGUCGGUGGCAAUAGCAGUGGAAGAGCCACAGCCCCUCCUUUAUGCCCCCCAUCCAAAUUGGCCCAAAACCCUCCAAGAAAAUGAUGCAGACUCUCAACUCCCUAGGCUGCAACCAAGAUUUCUCUUCACCAUCAAGGAAGAAUCAGAAGAAGAUCUAGAAUCAGACGAAAAUGGAGAGGAAGGGUCGCGAAGUAGAAGCUUGAAUGAGCUGUUACUUCUCACGGUGGAGACUCCAUUUGUGACCCCUCUAGCUUCACCCUCAUAUUUUACUCCUCCCCUUACCCCAAGCAGCCGCCACCACCACCACUACCAGCAUGGAUUCAGCCCUCUUUCUAGAUCACUAACUGACGCGGAGUUCAACAGGAUGAGGUCUUCACCACCCCCAAAGUUCAAGUUCUUGAAAGACGCUGAGGACAAGCUUUACAGAAGAAUGCUGAUGGAGGAAGCUGAGAAAGAGCAGCUUCACAUGAUUGAUGGGUCCGGUCAAGGAGCCAAAGCUGAUGAAUUCAUCACUCUAAUUGUUGCAAAGAACAAAGAUUCAAGCUCUUCGCAGGUGCUUCCUCUUCCAUCUUCUCCUCCAACUUUCAGACCACCCAUCAUCAACAAGAAACCCGUUUCACAUCAUCAGAUCAGCUCCAUCAAGUGAUUUAGAAUGUUGGUUUAUACAAUGUAUCUUUAUGCUUCAAUGAGUCUACUUGAAUUUUUCAGUGCAAGUAUACGAGUCAGUACUGCUAUUUUUUAGGUAAUUAAUAUAUGAAUUAAGCCCCUAUGCAACUUUGACUA